This is a messenger RNA of Vitis riparia (riverbank grape), 2129 nucleotides long. RefSeq lists its product as uncharacterized. Lineage: Eukaryota; Viridiplantae; Streptophyta; Magnoliopsida; Vitales; Vitaceae. The transcript is spliced from 2 exons. The coding region runs from base 24 to 1937 and encodes 637 amino acids. The record is from RefSeq and is a predicted model, not a curated record.
UUGGUAGGUGGGAAGGGGCAGCGAUGGAGAUGGAGUUAGAGUCGCUUAAAUACUGGGGGAAACGCAGUUGGAACCUUAGGAAAGGAGUUAAGGUGUUGAAGCUGGGGGAACCUUUCUUCUUGUUGGAAUUUGAAGAUGAAGGGGAAGCAGAGAGGGUAUUAAACAGGGGGACGCGUAGAUUUCAGGAUAGGCCGCUGCAUCUAGAGAGAUGGAACGAGGAGGCUGGGUGUUUACAGGUCGGAAGCCAAACAAAAGAAGUUUGGGUAAGGGUGGUGGGGCUUCCGCUUCACUGUUGGAGUGAAGAAAUGUUCAAAAGUAUUGGUGAUUGCUGUGGAGGUCUGGUGGAGGUGGAUGAAGAUACAAAGAACCUUUCUCAACUUCAAUGGGCCAGGAUUUUGGUAAAGAAUGGCGGGAAUUUUUUUCCAGGAACUUUGAAUUUAGUGGUGAAGUCCUUUUGCUAUGCAGUCCGUCUGUGGUGGGAGGUGCAGCCUAGAGUUUCAGCAGUGGAGCCGAUGAUGAACUUGAGUUGGAGAGAGGGGGAAAGGAUGAGGGAAAGAGGGGAUGAGGGAUCACGCGCCGGGAACAGCGGUGGGAUGGAAAAGGAAGAAUGGCGUGCAGCUGAAGCAGAUGGAUCAGGUGCAGUCAGAAAAAGAACGGGAAAAGAAAAGUAUGAUGGUGACAAGAUGGGAGUUUCAGCUAAUGGGAUGGCAGGAUAUGGCAAGGAGGAAGGAGAGGUGGGCUCAAGUGAAAGAGACGUUGUGGGUGGGCUUGAUAGCUGCAAGUCUGGGUGUGAAGUGACUCAGCCCAGAAACAGCCAAAGUCUGGAGCAUGAGAGUACCGAGGUGUGGGUAGAAAAACUAAAGGUGACAAAUGGGCCAAGGGUUAGUUGGGAAAGGGGCCAGUCAAGCAGAGGUGGGGAAUGGGCCGCUCAAGAAGGCCCUUUAAGUGAUAAAAGAAAUUUGUUGGGCCAGAUGGACAAUAAGGGUGAGAAGCGGGCUUCAAGGGUAGAUAUUUCUUUAGUGCAGCGGGAUGGGCUGGGUCAUUUGGACAAUAGGCCCAAAGUGGUAGAGAAUGGUGGGCCUUCCAGCUUAGGGGUAAAUUACACCUCGGUGGAGCAGGCUAUCGAUGUUGGCCCAUCUUCUUUUCAAAAGGAUGGGCUGGGCUGGCUGCACAUCAGAUCUAGAGGGGCAGGAGGAGAGGGACAGCCCAUCUUAGCAUCAGCCUGGGCCUCGUUUGCUUACAAGACUCCAUGGGAUGAACCUGGCGAAAAAGCUAGGGCUUCGUCUUUCCUUGUGCCUACUGAGGAGUUUUUCGCCGAAGAAAGUCUAGUCGGAGGGAUGGGGCCUUUAGCGGCGAGAGGGACACCAGAACGCUGCUCAGUUACGGACGAGUGCUUUUUGGAGGAAGUUUCCAGGUAUUCACUCUUAAAACCCUCGACUGUUUGCGUGUGGGGGGGUCGGGCCUCUUCUUCUUCUUCUCCUUUCUCUGGGAUGGGGGGCUCUUUGCUUGAGAUGGAGGAGAGAUGUGGUCAUGAAGUCAUUCUGAAGGAAACCGAAGAGGGGUUAAAUAUCAACCCUCUAAGCAUGCGUCCGGCAGAAGAGAGAAUGGGAGAGAAGAGUACGAGCGGGUUUUUCCCGCUAAAAGAUGGAAGGAAGGAAUGGGGAGAGGAGGAGGAUAAGGAUAUGGAGUCGUGGAAUUACAGCUGUAUGGCAAAGUUUUGCCACUGUUUGGGAAUGCCAACAGAGGGCUGUGAGAGGGAUAUUCUGAAACUUCUCCACAAAAUGAGGGACAGAAGAGAUAGAAGCGAGAAUCUAAGCGGAAAAAAGAGGAAAGGUCAGAGAACCUCAAGAUUUGAUCGCGAGUUGAAGAAACUAGAAUGGUCAGUGAAUUAUAGCGGGUCAGGAGGGGACAGGGGGUAUCAAGAGUGUGUUACAUGAGGAUUCGAAUUAUGUCAUGGAAUGUAAGGGGGGCAAAUGACAAAGAGAAGAGGAAACUGAUAAAAGAUGUGAUUAAAACCCAGAGAGCAGAUUUAGUGUGUCUCCAGGAAACAAAAUUGCAGGAGAUGAUGAGAGCAAUUGUGAGGAGUUUAGGGGUAGGAAGAUGUCUGGAAUGGGGGGCUUUGAACUCAA